UCAUAAUGUACGAUACUUUCAAUCAAUAACAGUACUCGUACUCGAGAUUUCUGUAUUACACUGUAUCUGCCUCGAAUGUAUAUCACAUCCUACUUCCUCCGUACGGCGACAAUAACAACACCACCACCACCACCACCACCAUCAUGCCCGUCGAUGAAACAGUCCUCGAUCCUCCCGUCACGCCCGCGCCGGUUUUCGCCUACCGCGCAUUGAGGGGUGUGUUCUUUGGAUCUCCAGAUUCCUCGCCCGAGCAUGUUCACAACAAUGACAACAAAGAGAACUUGACGCCGGUACUCUCGCCGUCACCCUCGAAGCGGAAACUCGUCCUGGACGGCGCAGGAAGUGACGCGCUGCACUUGACACCAUCCACCAAGCGGGCCAAGAGGGACGGCGGCGGCGCGAUACUAUCGCCUACGAAGGGGAUACUGAGGACGCCAGGCCUAGCGACCCCGAGGGCGAAAGCAUUGAGAGAUGUCAAUGUCAAGUUCAAGAGUGUUAGUCCGGAGGAGGUUUCGCAACGUCGCAACAACAACAGAUUAAAAACUGAAGCUCCUCGGCAAGUCGGCGCCGAAAAGGAAGACAAACAGGCGGCAUCGGUGAAGGACAAGAAGACGACAAUUCCAAAGUACGAAGGUGUGUCUACGGGCACGAAAAGUGCCGCAGGAAACGACCAAGCGACGGCCGUGUCCGCAUUCACCCCCUGCGCGAUCGAAGCGUACAUCGCACAGACGGAGAAGGAGAUGAAGAAACUCGUCAAGUACGGGCAGAAGAUGAGGGAGUAUGCGCGCAAGAAAGACGCCGAAAACCUAGAGUUGAAAGGCAUGAUCGAGGUAUUGAAGGGAGAGAAUGAAAGGUUGAGGACUGCGCAGGUGGGAACGAGUCAAACGCAGACGGAAAGCAAACAAAUACAUGGAUUCGAGUCCGACACAAAUGGACAUGGAGGUCAAAACGUCGAAGAGGUCACAGAUAAGGGAGACUACGGGUACGUGCGAGAGGAAGUCGGUCGCGUCGAGGCCAGAAGCCAGAGUUGGCGCUCACCCAGUCAGAGUCUUGCGCAUCGAAGGAAAGACGAGACGUCGCGAACGAUUGCGGCUACAAGCACGAAAUCGCAAACCACAGCACCUGAAUUAUCCAGGACGAAAAGACAUCAAGGCCUGGAUCCGCCGACACUGUCCAACAGAUCUCGAAAGCCGUCAGUUUUACUGCCCGACCCGAUAAAGAUGGAAAUGGUCAGUGAAGACCGAGCACUACCUCUGAGGUCUACUUUUGGUUCUGUCGCGAUCAGAGACACGAGCGGUACCUUUGACAGGGAAAUAGGUGCUACCGGUAGCACACGUCUCGCACCUGAUCGUCUCGCGGCGGCUCGUGAGCGAUUGAGACGACGCGCCGAGGCAAGAAAAGCAAGUGCUGUCGAGAUGCAUGCAACCUCAACAAGUGCUCACGGUCAUCAAAGAAAGCAUUCCAUCAGCCACGGGCAAAGAGAGGGCACCUUGAUCGAUAUCGACGAGACCGACGACGACGACGACGACAAAGGACCCGAAGGACUGAAACGUUUGACGGGUUCAGGUCCUCGACGUGAAAGUCGUGAACAGAGUCUGGUGGAUUGGGUCAAUUUGUGA
Molecule: messenger RNA, 1619 nt
Organism: Exophiala oligosperma
Lineage: Eukaryota; Fungi; Ascomycota; Eurotiomycetes; Chaetothyriales; Herpotrichiellaceae
Exons: 1
Coding region: 144-1619 (491 amino acids)
Source: RefSeq, a predicted model, not a curated record